Racocetra persica is the source of this 553-nucleotide messenger RNA. NCBI's taxonomy places the organism in Eukaryota, Fungi, Glomeromycota, Glomeromycetes, Diversisporales, Gigasporaceae. The record is from the annotation of a GenBank genome assembly.
AGAAUUACCAACAAAUAAUAAUGCUAAAGGAUUCAACCAAUAUAUAGAAAAACAAAAAAAAAUACGUAAACAAACGAUUGAAGAUAUCAAAGAACAAAUCAAACCAAUAAAUGAAAUCAUUAUCGACACGUUUGUUAAUUCAGGAAUCGCACCACAUAUAAUCAAAGAACUUUAUAACACAAUUCGAGAUAGUCAAAAGAAAUCAUUCAAGAUGUGUUUUACUCCUUGCAACAUCUAUAUUUAUGGUGACUCGAGAACGGGAAAGGAUUACUUGACACAAAUACUUUUUCCUGAUGCAUAUCACAAGUUACAGAAUGACGGCAAAUGGUUCGAAGAAUAUGACGAAAACAAAGUUUUCGUGUUUGAUGAUUUUUAUUGUCACAAUAUGGAGUUCUCAACUCUGUUGACAUUAAUCGAUAACAAACCACAUACCGUACAAAAAAAAGAUGGGCAUCUGAACUUUUGUUCAUUUGUAAAUAUAUUCAUGUCAAAUACAUCUUUGCGAAAUCAAUAUGUCUAUUUCGAAGAUACCCCGUAUUUUGGAAAUGAGACU